Messenger RNA from Amphibalanus amphitrite, 1860 nucleotides. RefSeq lists its product as uncharacterized. The record is from RefSeq and is a predicted model, not a curated record. The coding region runs from base 785 to 1594 and encodes 269 amino acids. The transcript is spliced from 3 exons. Gene Ontology annotation, molecular function: peptidase inhibitor activity. Lineage: Eukaryota; Metazoa; Arthropoda; Thecostraca; Balanomorpha; Balanidae.
ACUGGCCGGCGGCAGCGGCGGCGGCGGCGGCGGCGCGUGCGUCCAUUGUUAGUGCUGUCAGUGGUCGUCCGGCGGUUCUGAGAGCAGCAGUGCGGAGAGUGCAGGGUCAACGCUCAGUCAGUCAGUAGGAGGAGGGAGCAGGCGGCUCUGCAGGCGACAGUGCGAACAGGACAGCAGCCACAACCGUUGUAGAGGCGGCAGUGCGGAUUGAAGAUGGCAGUGGAAGACUGUGACUGAGACUGUGACUGAGACUGAAGACUGCUGACUGCAGGUUGGUUUGAGGACGCAAAAAGCCCAGCUUCGCGCGACCUUUGAAAGUGUCUGUUACAGCGAUUGAAGCGUGGAACAACAGACCGCGGAGGCUCGCAGAACAUGUGACUGAAGUAGAGGACAAUACACCGCAUCCCGGCAAUUAGGACAGUGAAUUGGUGUUGUCGGUUACACGCUCCCAAAGGUCGACAGCCUGAAGGUCGUAGUCUGAGUAGGCCAAUGUUUCCACGGCACCAGUGAAUGGGACACGCUCGAAAAAGAGCCUGCUGCUGCUAGCUGUGACAGUGAGAAAAGCGGUUUGUCAAUGUUGUCUAAAUCACAUCACUGAAGAAAGGCGCGCUAUAUGAAGAAGAAACAAGUGUUUCAGUGAAGUGACUUUGUUUGUGGAUUGGAGCUCAAAACUUGGGUGUCAUAAACAGUGGUCAAGAAGAAAAAGCCUUCCGCAUCUGCGAUACCCCUUUUGUACCGGGAAGUGAUCUUUUGAGAAGAGCAGGUGUGCGUAGAGACCUUGAAGAUGAUUGUGCGAGAGAUUCUGGGCAUUGCCUUCGUGGCCAUUAUAUGCAAAUCGGCACCUCUCAAAUCCGCAUCUGAGGGCAAGUGUCGUGCUGGAGACUCCAUGAAGAGAGGCUGCAACGACUGCUUUUGUCUGGCGGGAGAAUGGGCCUGCUCGCUGAAGGUCUGCUACGGUCCAAAAGAUUUCGCUCCGGUGUCGUUCUUGUGCAAGGCCGUGCCGUUUAUCAGCGGGUGCAAAGACAAAACGACUCCCGGUGGCCAGGAGACCCCAACCUCUCCGCCGCCCACCCAGCAGCUGGAGAGCAACGCCACGUCGACGGGCUCAUCCACGGCCAUCGUCUUCCCCUCGCCAGUGGACAGCCAGACCCCGGACACGGGCUGUCCUCCAGACGCGGAUCAGCGACCCCUCCCACCCCACCACGGCAACUCGGGAGACGCCGCAGGACGAGGGGAUGAAGAGGAUGGCAGCGAGUAUGACAUCGAUAUUCGUGUUCUUCAGCCUACUAACGCAAAACCUGCAGAAGGUACAAGCGCGGCCCACCAACCCAGGCGGUGUGGCCAAGGUACGAGUACAGUCACCGGCACAGCAACCUCCACCAGUUCUGCACACGUUUCCAGUGUCGGCGGGGGACCGUAUCGUGACCCGCCGGCAGCGACGGUCACCGACUCCCGACCGCCACCUACUGGUGACCCAGGGAAGCGCGUGAGAAGGAAGAACAGGCCGAGGCGACGUCGGCCGGGAGCAGCAGCAGGCAAUUCUCGCCGUCGGCAUCGGACUGGUGGCUUCCCGCCCUGGUGGCCGGCGUGGUGAAUAAAUGAAGCAUCAUUAGCUGUCAUCAGAUACCCGGUCGCUUCUGAUGUUGGAGGAGGAAGAAGGAAGGGGCAGGAAUGGAAUGCCGAACGUUUUUGAAAACAUAUGCGUUAGCAACAUAGUUGUGUCGUUUGGUCGAUCUUCAGCAAAAAUGCAGUUUAAUAUUGUGUAACCCUGCUUGCAAAAGCAAGCUUUUGGGUACUGGAAUAAUCGCGUUUAGUACGCGUAUUUUUUUGCAAAUAAAGUAUUACAUGUAUUCAGUCACA